AUGUCCCAAUUCACACCGAUCGUUGUCCGUGGCAAGCGCUCCGCCACUCGUGAUGAGAAGUGGACCUCCGGCAAAAGACAUCGCAACGGCCUCACGAUCGAAGCAUUAGUCUCGGUAGACAUAUCAGACCCUUCCAAACCAUAUGACUCAGCCGAGGGAUCUGGGUCCAAGCCACGCAAGCGCAGACGGCGUCUCGUAUAUUUGUCCAGGCUCGAGGAGCUUCCCACGGAAAUCCUGCAAGUCAUCUUCGACUACUCAACCAACAUCAACCUCGCCUUCGCGUCACCACGGUUGAAAGAUCAGCUUCGUAGCCAGCAUCUACAUUCACAGCUGACGUCGCAUAUUCUGGGCACUGUAUUGAAUCGCGAUGACGAUCACAUCACCUUAGAUACCGAGCUUGCUGCGGCCACCAGAUUGCUAGGCUGCAAGUUUAUGACCUGGGACUUCUUCAAAACAUGGCUGCAAGAGCAGCACGCAGGUGUCUAUGGGACGACCGACCACUACCUGACGGCCUGGUCUGGAUUACGGCCAGCUCAGGGACUUCUCCCGCCAGUCAAGCUGCUUCACGGUCCUUGGACAUCAGAGCGGACAAGCUUUCUUCGCAUUUUCAGCCGCGAGGUAGGUGACCUUGCGGCUCUCAGCUCGAUACAUCAUGAGACUGCUGCCAACGGAAUUUCGCAAGCAGUAGCUGAGAGUGCGAGGGAUGCUGUGGGGACGUUGCUGUCAAUGGGUGUGAAGCCCACAACAGAGCUUCUCCGUCAAGCGGUCAUAGAUCAUGGCUGCGACAAAGACAUCGUAAUCGCCUUGCUAUCGACUUCCACGAGCAACCAUGAGCCCGCACGCACAAACUCGUCCACCCUCAUCGAUCUGCUUGACGCAGCGCUUUGGGCGUGGGCGGACAACGCACGUCAAAAUGGCGAUGAAAAGGGUGUCUGGCUUGUACGGUUGCUAAAGUCGAAAGCCACCGACUACUCCGUUAGCAGAAUGCAGCUGCACGAUGCCGAAGUCAAUGUCGCUGAAGCAUAA
This is a messenger RNA of Recurvomyces mirabilis, 1026 nucleotides long. RefSeq lists its product as uncharacterized. The transcript has a single exon. The coding region runs from base 1 to 1026 and encodes 341 amino acids. Lineage: Eukaryota; Fungi; Ascomycota; Dothideomycetes; Mycosphaerellales; Teratosphaeriaceae. The record is from RefSeq and is a predicted model, not a curated record.